This is a messenger RNA of Elephantulus edwardii (Cape elephant shrew), 2332 nucleotides long. RefSeq names its product CCR4-NOT transcription complex, subunit 10 (gene CNOT10). Gene Ontology annotation, biological process: negative regulation of translation; mRNA catabolic process. The transcript has 19 exons. Bases 1 to 2235 code for a protein of 744 amino acids. NCBI's taxonomy places the organism in Eukaryota, Metazoa, Chordata, Mammalia, Macroscelidea, Macroscelididae. Gene Ontology annotation, cellular component: CCR4-NOT complex. The record is from RefSeq and is a predicted model, not a curated record. Gene Ontology annotation, molecular function: protein binding.
AUGGCUGCAGACAAGGCUGCAGAUCAAGGAGCGGAGAAGCAUGAAGGAGCAGGUCAGUCCUCCGGGCUGACUGACCAGGAGAAGGAGCUGUCCUGUAGCGCUUUCCAGGCUUUCUCAACUGGAAAUUACGAUACCUGUCUACAACACCUUGCCUGCCUACAAGACAUAAACAAAGAUGAUUAUAAAAUACUUUUGAAUAUCGCAAUAGCUGAGUUUUUUAAAAGUAAUCAAACAACAACGGAUAAUUUAAGACAAACACUUAACCAGCUGAAAAAUCAGGUCCACUCAGCUGUUGAAGAAAUGGACGGAUUGGACGAUGUUGAAAACAGCAUGUUGUAUUAUAACCAGGCAGUCAUUCUUUAUCAUCUCCGACAGUUCACAGAAGCCAUAUCAGUGGGCGAGAAACUUUAUCAGUUCAUAGAACCGUUUGAAGAAAAAUUUGCCCAAGCCGUAUGUUUUCUGCUGGUCGACCUGUACAUACUAACUUACCAGGCUGAGAAAGCUUUGCAUCUUCUUGCCGUUCUAGAGAAAAUGAUUUCCCAGGGCAACAGCAACAAAAAUGGGAAGAAUGAGACUGGGAAUAGCACCAAUAAAGAUGGAUCUAAUCAUAAAGCUGAGAGUGGAGCUCUAAUAGAAGCUGCAAAGUCAAAGAUACAUCAGUAUAAAGUAAGAGCUUAUAUCCAAAUGAAGUCCUUGAAAGCCUGCAAAAGGGAAAUCAAGUCGGUCAUGAACACAGCCGGAAAUUCAGCACCCUCUCUGUUUCUUAAAAGCAACUUUGAGUACUUAAGAGGCAAUUACCGAAAAGCGGUGAAGCUGCUGAAUAGUUCCAACAUUGCUGACCAUCCAGGAUUCAUGAAAACAGGUGAAUGUCUGCGCUGCAUGUUCUGGAACAACCUUGGCUGCAUACAUUUCGCCAUGAGCAAGCACAACCUGGGCAUUUUCUACUUUAAAAAGGCUCUUCAGGAGAACGACAGCGUCUGUGCCCAGCUCAGCACCGGCAGCACAGACCCAAGCAAGAAGUUCUCCGGGAGACCUAUGUGCACGCUCCUGAGUAACAAGAGGUACGAGCUGCUGUACAACUGUGGGAUCCAGCUGCUGCACGUCGGGAGGCCGCUGGCCGCCUUCGAGUGCCUCAUCGAAGCCGUGCAGGUCUACCACGCCAACCCUCGCCUCUGGCUCCGCCUGGCCGAGUGCUGCAUUGCUGCGAACAAGGGGAGUUCAGAACAAGAGACUAAAGGACUUCCAAGCAAAAAGGGAAUUGUCCAGUCCAUUGUUGGCCAGGGCUAUCAUCGGAAGAUCGUUCUGGCAUCACAGUCAAUCCAGAAUACUGUAUAUAACGAUGGGCAGUCCUCAGCCAUUCCUGUAGCCAGUAUGGAGUUUGCGGCCAUUUGUCUCAGAAAUGCUCUGUUGCUUUUACCUGAAGAACAACAAGACCCGAAGCAGGAAAAUGGCUCUAAGAGCAAUAACCAGUUAGGAGGAAACACGGAAAACAAUGAGAGCAGCGAGACAUGCAGCAGUAAAAGCCAUGAUGGGGAUAAAUGUAUUCCGGCUCCCCCUUCUUCUCCACUGAGGAAACAAGAAUUAGAAAACCUGAAGUGCUCCAUACUCGCCUGCAGCGCUUACGUGGCCCUGGCUUUGGGGGACAACCUGAUGGCUCUGAGUCACGCAGACAAGCUCCUUCAGCAGCCCAAGCUGUCAGGAUCACUCAAGUUUCUAGGUCAUUUAUACGCUGCCGAAGCCCUCAUCUCUCUGGACAGGAUAUCUGAUGCGAUCACGCACCUGAACCCAGAGAACGUCACUGAUGUCUCCUUGGGAAUCUCCUCAAAUGAACAAGACCAAGGAUCAGACAAAGGGGAAAAUGAAGCAAUGGAGUCCUCCGGGAAGCGGGCCCCCCAGUGCUACCCAAGUUCAGUUAGCUCCGCCAGGACGGUGAUGCUCUUCAAUCUCGGCAGCGCCUACUGCCUGCGGAGCGAGUAUGACAAAGCACGGAAGUGCCUCCACCAGGCAGCCUCGAUGAUCCAUCCUAAAGAGGUGCCCCCGGAGGCCAUCCUGCUGGCGGUGUACCUUGAGCUGCAGAAUGGUAAUACUCAGCUGGCCUUACAGAUCAUCAAAAGGAAUCAACUGCUCCCUGCGGUGAAAACUCUCUCUGAGAUGAGAAAGAAGCCGGUGUUCCAGCCUGCGCACCCGAUGCCGCCCAUCCAAAUGCCGGCUUUCACCACAGUGCAGAGGAAAUGACAUUCUGCUGGUGAAACGCUGUCACCUGAGCCCCUGGGGCAUCUGCUGGCCUGAACGUCACAUCGCAGCAAACUGAAUACAAGACAGGAGAUGGGUG